AGGGACAGAGCAGACAGUGACACUCACUGGGCAGGCCUUUCGCGGGUGUGGGGCCCAUGGCGGCUGGAUCUCCUGCAACGUAGGGACAUGAAGACACCCAGGACAUGGCAUUCGGGGGUACUGGUAGAGCUGUUUCUUCUCUGGGUCGCACUGGCUUGUCUCAGUUUGCCUGGUUCCAGAGGUGAACGAUCACAUUCACUUGGGUCAAAGGCAAUCAAUGAGAGCCUUGCCAAGAGCAGACAGGCACGCAGUGUGGAUGGCACCUUGAUGCCCAUUGACUGCAAACUGUCCAGCUGGUCCUCCUGGACCCCUUGUGAUCCCUGCCAGAAGAAAAGGUACAGGCACACCUACUUGCUCCGGCCAUCUCAGUUCUAUGGGGAACCAUGCGACUCUUCUGACAAGGAAGCAGAAGACUGCGUUACCAGCCGACCGUGCCGAAGUCAAGUGCGAUGUGAAGGCUUUGUGUGUGCACAGACAGGGCGGUGCAUAAACCGCAGACUUCUUUGCAACGGGGACAAUGACUGUGGAGACCAAUCCGAUGAGGCAAACUGUAGAAGAAUUUACCAAAAAUGUCAGCAGGAAAUGGACCGAUACUGGGCGAUUGACACAUUGGCCAGUGGGUUAAAUUUAUUUACCAACAGCUUGGAAGGCCCAGUUCUAGAUCACAGAUAUUACGCUGGUGGGUGCUCCCCACACUACAUCCUCGACACGCGGUUUAGGAAGCCAUACAAUGUGGAAAGCUACACCCCAAAGACCCAAGGCAAAUAUGAAUUUGCACUAACAGAGUAUGAAUCGUACACAGAUUUUGAGCAUAAUGUCACACAGACAUCAACUGCUGUAUCCAGUUCCAGUUUUGGUUUUAAAAUACCUGGAUUAUUUGAACUGGGCUAUGACUUGACAACUGCUAAAGGCAAACACUUUAUUAGCAGAAUCAAGAGAUUCACUCACACUAAAAGCACAUUUCUGCAUGCACGCGCUGACCUUGAAGUGGCACAUUACAAGCUGAAGCCCAGAAGCCUCAUGCUCCAUUACGAAUUCCUGCAGCGAGUCCAGCAGCUGCCCUUGGACUACAGCUACGGGGAGUACAGAGAUCUCUUGCGCGAUUUCGGGACCCAUUACAUCACAGAGGCUGUGCUUGGGGGCACGUACGAAUACACACUCGUCAUGAACCAGGAGGCCCUGGAAAGAGCAGAUUUCUCUCUUGAUGAUGUCCAGAAGUGUGCCAAGCAUGGUUUUAAACUUCAAAUACCCAUCAAGGUGGUGUCCGUCAAGGUGGGCGUGUCCGUGGGCCUGUGCGAUGCCAUUCGGAAGGAAAUCGAAGAUCGAAACAAGAGAAAGACUGUGGUGGAUGAUUUGGUGGUCCGUGUACGAGGAGGGGCAAGUGAACACAUCACCACCUUGGCAUACAAGGAUUUGCCGACAGCAGAACUGAUGCAGGAGUGGGGUGAUGCGGUGCAGUACAACCCGAGCGCCAUCAAAGUCAAGGCAGAGCCUCUCUAUGAACUGGUGACAGCCGCCGACUUUGCGUAUUCCAGCACAGUCAAGCGGAACAUGAAGCAGGCCCUGGAAGAGUUCCAGAAGGAAGUCGGCUCCUGCCAGUGUGCUCCCUGCCGAGGGAACGGAGCCCCUGUCCUGAAAGGAUCACGCUGUGACUGCAUCUGUCCCGUUGGAUUCAAAGGCCCAGCCUGUGAGGUCACCUCGCGGAACAAUGUUCCCGUUGAUGGCAAGUGGAAUUGCUGGUCAGAAUGGUCUUCCUGCUCUGGGGGACAGAAGACAAGACAAAGGCAGUGCAACAACCCACCUCCUCACAAUGGGGGCAGCCCCUGCUUGGGCCCUGAUUCCGAAAGGCUGGCGUGUUAGGAAACAGUGAGCUCCCAGCAGACAACGGAGCGGCAGGCUGCGCAAGGGGAGCAUCCUGAGCAUGUGCCAGCAGGGCCCCUGCUCACACCCCCACCAGCUCCCAAGGGAAGAAAGAGAGGUCACUCAGGAUGUUUCAAAUAAAGAUGUUAAUUUGGAAAAUGCACGUUGAUUUAAAUAAAUAGUAAGUUAAAAAAGAUAAGCUCCUUCAUGGGCUUAAGUAUCCUGGUAA
Molecule: messenger RNA, 2089 nt
Organism: Echinops telfairi (small Madagascar hedgehog)
Lineage: Eukaryota; Metazoa; Chordata; Mammalia; Afrosoricida; Tenrecidae
Gene: C8B
Product: complement C8 beta chain
Exons: 12
Coding region: 88-1860 (590 amino acids)
Biological process (GO): immune response
Cellular component (GO): membrane attack complex
Molecular function (GO): protein binding
Source: RefSeq, a predicted model, not a curated record